Messenger RNA from Humulus lupulus (European hop), 998 nucleotides. RefSeq names its product pectinesterase inhibitor 7-like. The transcript has a single exon. Gene Ontology annotation, biological process: negative regulation of catalytic activity. Gene Ontology annotation, molecular function: enzyme inhibitor activity. Bases 68 to 697 code for a protein of 209 amino acids. The record is from RefSeq and is a predicted model, not a curated record. Lineage: Eukaryota; Viridiplantae; Streptophyta; Magnoliopsida; Rosales; Cannabaceae.
ACUCCCCACACUCAAAAGUCCCUCAACGAAAUCAGCUCUAACUACCAACAAAACGCUUAAGCAAAAAAUGGAAACUCAGCGCUCUAACAGUCUUCUUGCCUUCCUCUUCUUCUUCUUCAGUCUCCGACUAAUCUUAGCCGUCGGUGAAUACAACUACGCCAACGGAACUAACGGCUCAGAUUUCAUCCGUAAAAGUUGCAGCACUACGCUCUAUCCCGACCUCUGCUUCUCCUCUCUCUCCCGCUACGCAUCCACAGUCGGAAAGGACCCGGCUCACCUCGCACGCGCCGCCGUCUCCCUCAGCCUUUCCAAGACCAAGCACAUGGCCGCCUACGUUUCCAACGUCUCCCGCCUAGCUGACUACGGCGCCACAGCCGACCCCCGCGCCACCGCCGCUCUUCACGACUGCUUCUCCAACUUCGGCGACGCCGUCGACGAGAUCCGCGGCUCGCUCAAGCAGAUGCGCCACAUCAACGCCGGAGGCGGCGGCGGCGAGUUGUUCAGGUUCCAGAUGAGCAACGUUCAGACGUGGAUGAGUGCCGCGCUUACGGACCAAGAGACUUGUACGGACGGAUUCGAAGACGUCAGCGACUCCCCGGUGAAGUCCCAGGUCAUCGACCGGGUAACGGAGGUGAAGAAGCAUACCAGCAAUGCCCUCGCUCUCGUCAACCGCUACGCCGAGAAUUCAGUCCCCUGAUAGUUUACUGCUGCCGUACGACGUCGUCGUCGAACUUUGAUAGUAUCGAUCGAACUUAACUGGACAGGUAUAAUAUGUAGAGGUUUAGAGAAAACUGUCGUUUUGUAAGAUAAACUUGUCGUUUUUAUGAAUAUGUAUGUAAGAGAAAAUAGCGAAAGAUAUCUAUCGAGUUUUUGUGGUUGUGUUAUUAUACAAGACAGACAGAGUAAUUUGUCUAUGUUGGAUUAAAAAAACAAAAAUUAUGAGUGAGAGGUUUCUUUUUGUAAAUUAUUAAAAGCUUUGAAUGGCCUUUACUUUUGAA